Penicillium cinerascens is the source of this 915-nucleotide messenger RNA. Its product is annotated as Cytochrome P450 E-class group I. The coding region runs from base 1 to 915 and encodes 304 amino acids. Lineage: Eukaryota; Fungi; Ascomycota; Eurotiomycetes; Eurotiales; Aspergillaceae. The transcript is spliced from 3 exons. The record is from RefSeq and is a predicted model, not a curated record. Gene Ontology annotation, molecular function: monooxygenase activity; heme binding; oxidoreductase activity, acting on paired donors, with incorporation or reduction of molecular oxygen.
AUGGACUUUAUCAAUUAUAGGAUCGUUUCCUUUGUUUUCGGUAUAUUCGUACUAUGGACGCUUUAUCAAUGGAAGGAUCAUAUCAUUGAUAGAAUGAUCUCGACUCUGUUGUACCCAAUUCGAAACGAACACGGGGGAAAUAUUCAAGGCCCGAAAUGGAAGUUCAUUGAUGGGCAUUGUCUCGAUAAAUUUCUUCGAGGACGUGAAGUCAGCCAGAAAUGGCGCCAAUAUGGACCGGUCUAUCGCAUCUGGUCAGGGUUUCUCCCCGAAGUUGUCAUUACGAGACCGGAGGACGUCAAGGUCUUUCACAGCGACUCUUUCACCCAUAUGAAAUCAAAGUCCAGCAACGGCGGCUGGUUAUUCCACGAGCUUCUCGGGAACUGCAUGGGCCUCAUUAACGGCGAUCGAUGGAAACUAGUUCGGGCUCACUUUGAUCACCAUUUUAUCCAUCGCGCUGUCGCAUCUAUUUCUAGUCAUGUGGAAGUCGCCGCAGCUGGGCAUUUACAGAGCCUUGAGACAAAGUGUGCUGAGUCUAUCGAGGUGCACGCCGCCAAGGACUUCUCGCGCUUUCCAUUCAUGACUACUGCGGAAUAUCUAUAUGGGCCAUUAACUGAAGAUGAAAAGGAGGAGCUAUGGAAUCUGGGCCAGGAAAGUCUGGCGCUAAUGGGAAAUGUUCUUUCUGGUGGAGUGUAUCGUUUCAGGCUAUGUCAGUGGGCGAAGCCACGGUCAUUCCGACGACUCCGGCGCUUUCAGACCGAAUGGCGAACCUUCAACGAAAAGAUUAUAACGUCACGAGGAAUGUCAAAAGAUCAGCAGUCGCCCGUUGUGGAAGCUUGGAAAGGGGUAGAAAAUGGCUGUGUUUCGAUAGACGAGGUGAAGUCAUUCAUCUCAGUAUGCUUUCUUCGCCGAUUCUGA